This is a messenger RNA of Glarea lozoyensis ATCC 20868, 258 nucleotides long. RefSeq names its product Sm-like ribonucleoprotein. Lineage: Eukaryota; Fungi; Ascomycota; Leotiomycetes; Helotiales; Helotiaceae. Gene Ontology annotation, biological process: mRNA splicing, via spliceosome; spliceosomal snRNP assembly. Gene Ontology annotation, cellular component: U4 snRNP; U5 snRNP; spliceosomal tri-snRNP complex. Gene Ontology annotation, molecular function: RNA binding. The record is from RefSeq and is a predicted model, not a curated record. The coding region runs from base 1 to 258 and encodes 85 amino acids. The transcript is spliced from 4 exons.
AUGCCUCAAGCUCAGCCAGAGCUCAAGAAAUACCUCGACAAAAGGCUCUUCGUGCAGCUAAACGGAAGCCGAAAGGUUAUUGGUGUCCUCAGAGGUUACGAUGUUUUCCUAAAUAUUGUUCUGGACGAUGCAGUUGAGGAAAAAGACGGCGGAGAGAAGGUCAGAUUGGGCAUGGUUGUCAUUCGCGGGAACUCAGUUGUCAUGCUCGAGGCUCUGGAAAGAAUAGGCGGUGGAAGAGAGCAGAGAGGAGGAGAUUAG